UACACGUAUAUAUAGAUAGCUAUAAUACAUUGUUCGUCUUGCUCUAAUAAACAUAAUCAGCAUGUUUGUCUUAUUCAUUGAAAAGAGAUAAUAGAUAGUAGAGUAUUACGAUAUAGAUAAUCGUGUCUUUCAGUUGGACAACUUGCUAUUUCUGCGUGGAAAAACGUAUGUAACUGAGGACGUGUACUGAUUGCGUACAUUAAAUAGUUGUACAUAUGUAAAAUGUCGUUGGAGAGCAUUCGAUGACAUAAGGAAAGAUAUAUUAAUCACGGCAAUGUUAAAAAGAUUAGUUAGGGCGAUUAAUGUAAAAUGGCGAAAAUCGUAAGGACAUCCGAUUCGGUGUCUACGAUUUUAGUAUGUGAAUAUUGCACUAACCUCACGUUUAAGCACAUCCAAGAUUUCAUUAGACAUUUGAGAGAUCAGCAUUGUUCAAGAGAAGGUGGAUCAUUUGUAUGCUUGUAUGGAUAUAAUGGAGUAUGUACUAGUCUUCCAGUGGAAGGUGUUUCGGAUAAAGAUUAUGUAGCCCAUGCGACAAAGCAUGCAACAAUGCAGCAACAACGUAAAAGCAAUGGUCAGAUUCUAGAACCUGGCUCUACUUGGACUGUUUACUCAGCAAUACAAAAUCUAUCAGCUGUGUUAAAUGAUCCGUUUAAAGGGAAACAAAAUAAUUUCUUUACUCGUACAUGGGGUGACAGUUUUGUAGAAAAAGUGGAUAUUCCUAAGAGCCCUUAUCUUCCGGAAGUUACUAUGCAUCAUUUUGAAAUAUAUCUGAAAAAAUUUGCACGUAGAUGUCGUAAACACUCACGGAUGAAUUGUAGUGCAAUUAUUAGACCGACUAUUCCAAAUGAAUUAUUACAGAAUUUUCCAAAUUUGAGAAGAGUUAAAUCACAAGAUCAAAGUCAAUUUGGUUUAUCUAAUAUUCCAAAGAUAUUUUUAACACCAAAUUUAGAUCUUUCGCAGAAAGAAAAUUUUGAAGCAGUAUUUCCAUUCACAAAAGAGGGCCUAUUAGAUAAGGAAUACAAUGUAGUAUCGCAUGUUGAACAGAUGCAGGAGAAGCUAAGUCACUAUUUAGAUACGGUAGAAGUUAGAAUAGCAGAACAGGUAGCUUCUAAAUCUCAAGCAUUCUUUAAUGCAAUGACUUCUCACGAUGCUUUAAUGGAACAGCUUUCUCAAACUAUCACCGUAUUAAAAGCAUUAAGAGAAAAUAUUCACCAGGUUGACAAAUAUCUAGUCAAAAAUUCUUUAAAAGUUUUACAAUUAGAAAGAGCUCGAACGAAUCGAUUUUUAGUAUACGAAAAAUUGAAACUAAUGGCAACUGUGCAUCAAAGUCAACCAAUGAUACAAUUAUUACUUUCUACACCUGACUACGUUGCAGCAUUGGAUCUUAUAUCUACGACACAAGAGAUUUUGUUACAAGAAUUAAAUGGAGUGCAUAGCUUUCGGCACUUAAGUUCUCAAUUAACAGAAAUGGAAAAGCUUGUCAAUAAAAUGCUAACAACAGAAUUUCAGAAAUAUGCUACUGCUGAUUUAAACAGACCAUUAGACGAAGAAGAUAUUGUAUUGGAUGCAGAUAAACUUGUUUCCAUCAUUUCUGGACUACUGCGUCAAAAGCAUUUGCACUUUGUGGAGACUUACGUAUAUGAGGCUGCUACUACCAUCCGAGCUAUAAUCAAACAAAGAAUUAUAGAAGCUCUUGCAGCAAGCGAUUGUUGCAGUGAUCAACAAGCAGCAGCUCUCGAAGUCGGUGGUCUUUCCCAUGCAGAAAGGUUAACAUUUCUUCACAAUACGAUACAUUCUCUAACCAAAUUGCUAGUACGUGUCAAGGCUGUUCAUGAUGUAAUGCGCGACACUGUAGAUUUAUCUGCUGGAUAUAUGGUCGAUGGUACAUAUGAUGAAUCUAUGCCUGAUCGCUUAUUAACAAAAAGUGAACAUAUUCAUGUAACUACAGCACUUACUAGUAUGCUUAUAAAUCUUUGCUAUUCCUGCCAAGAGAGUCUGGGAAAUAUGCUUUCUGCAGAAAGCUUUUUCUUCAAAAAGCAUUUUCCAAAUGAAAAAGAUAAAUCGCAUAUUGAUGAAGAUAAUACAUCUGAAAGUUUGUUAAAUUAUACUCUAAACGAAAAAACAUUUUGGCUAAGUGACAAAGCAACGACCACUCAAGUUUGUCAAUUGGCAAAUAUAGUUGAAGAAUUUACAGAAGUAUGCGAAAAACUUUGUGGUGAACAAUGUAGUAAAUUGCGAUCUGCAUUCAAGGCACAAGCAAUCAAGUUUGUACAAAAAUUUCAUACAGAACGUAAAACAAGACUUACUCUCUUAUUAGAAUCUGAAAGGUGGAAACAGGCUGAUGUUCCACCUGAAUUUCAAUCAUUGGUAACUUACAUUUAUCAAGAAAAUAAAUUUCCUCCUGGCCCAUUUAAACGAGAUGAUGACGUAAAAAAUGAUAGUACUGAAUCAUUCAUUAUAGUAGGAGAAGAAAGAUUUGCAGUCGUUGCUACUGUUUUAAUGCUCAUGCAAAUGAUACAUGAAUAUUGCAGAACUAGCAGUGAGUUAGUAAACUUGUCAGGAACUAUUGGACGGCAAUUAGCAGAAUUAUUACGACUAUAUAAUUCUCGGUGUUGCCAAUUGGUUUUGGGUGCUGGGGCGAUGGAAGUUGCAGGUUUAAAAACUAUAACGAGUACAAUUCUUGUAUUAGCAGCACGUAGUCUAAAACUUAUUUUAUGGUUUAUGCCAAAUAUUAAAAAACAUUUUCAAGAUCUCGCUGAACGACAUCCUAAUCGUGGAGUUGUAGGUAUACCAAGUGUAAGUGGUGGAGUGGCGUUAUUAGAUAGCGUAGAAAGGGAUAUACAGGCUCAUAUAAGGGCGAUUGAAGGAAAAAUUUUAAUUAUUGUUGACAAUUUACUAGGUGGUCAAAUAUCAAAAUGGAAUGCAAGACCACCUGUGCCAUCUAAAUCAUUUAGAAAUAUUUCUAGUUAUCUCAUCAAGCUUCAUGAAGCUGUCUCCGGGAUUUUACCGCCGGCAGAAGUCGAAUCACUUUAUCGUACAGUAAAUACAUCGUUCAAAGAAAAACUUAGGGAGCAAUUAGUAAAGAUGAAUAUAGUGAAUAAUGGUGGUCCGCAACAUGGGGUGGUUACUUUAGAAUUAACGUUUUAUCUUGAAGCAUUAAGAAAAUUGAAAGUUUUACCUAAUGAAGAAUUAAAUGAUAAUUGGAUGAAUGAUAUUUGGACUAGAUAACAUGCAGAGCGUGUAAUAUAUUGCAUCAUAGAAGCAUUGAAACACUAUAGAAAAAGGUGACUAAUCUGUAUGGUUGUCUUCUUCCGUAAAAAUGACAAAACGAUAUUAUUAUAUUGAAUCUGAUAAAACAACAAUUAUAUGGAGGUGGUAAUGAAAUAUUGCUUGCACUGAACUUUUUUCACUUUUGCACUUAACUAUCGUCCUAUAUUGAAAAAGGAAAAAAAAGAAAACGGGAGAACAAGAAUUAUGUUCGGUGUAUUUUUCAAGGGUUGUCUAGAAGAUAUAUUAUUAUUAUUAUUAUUAUUCCUCAUUAAUUUAUGCUCAUUAAAAAAUAAUAAGCGACAAGAAUUUAAUGAAUGAAAACGAUGAACUAUCUUCAACAGACAUGACUAAAUAAAAUAAAAUAAAAUAAAAUAAAAUAAAAUAAAAUAAAAUAAAAUAAAAUAAAAUACAAGUAAUCAUAGUUUUUAAAAAUGAUGAUGAUGAUGAUAAUGAUGAUGAUGAUAACGACGUUCACGACAUUCGCUGUUUAUAUUCUCGUAUUAAAAGGAGUAGUGUUAAAUGGUAGAUUUAAUUAUACACAUAUUUUAUGCUCGUUAAGCAUUUCUACCUACCAUAGUGUUCAAAGCAUUGUGUCAUAUAGGACAAAUAUUAAAUAAAAGAUUAAAAAAUAUAUUGUGUAGAUCGGAAGACAUAAAAAUAGUAACAAGUAUAUCAUUAAAAUAAUAUCCGUCUAUUAGCAUCCAUUUUUUCCAUCGAAUAAUGAAUUAUUGCUCUAAGUUUAGGACUGAAUAUACAAUUUUUUUAAUCGAGUAAUAAAAUAUUUAUGAUAAUUAUUAAAGAAGAAAAAAAAAAAAUAAAAAAGAAUACUGUCCUUAGAUAGUAAUUUAACUUCAAGGUACAAUCAACGCGUUGAUAUUAUCAGUCUGAUUAUUUAUCUAAAUCUUCGUGUGUUUAAUAUAAAAAUGAAAAUGCAAAUGCAUGGUGUCUUGCCUGUUAUUGUUCUUAUUUUAUUUUUUUUUUGCUUAGAGUUUGUGUGCAAUAUUUGGAAAGUGAAAUGAAAGAAAAGAACAUGUUAACCAUGAUUAAACAUUUCAAUUAAAAAAAGCAGCAUUUAUUUAAAUUUCAUUAAAAUUAAUAUUUCUUACGUUAUGUUCAUUUCUAUGUGACAUAAUGUUACAAUUUAUUUGAUUGUAAUCAAAAUAUUAGACAAAUUAAUCGAUGAAUGAUUGAAUUAAUUAUGCUAUAGAUGGACCAAGAGUUAGGCACUAAAAUUGUAAAAUAUGCAUAUACUGUCGGUGUACUUGAUGGACAAGAUGUAUAUUGUUUUCAAACAAAUAUUUCUUAAAAAAGAAAAGUAUUUAUGAAAGAAACUAUUAAACGAAUUUAGAAAUGUUGUGUCAUGAUGCUUCUGAGAGAUGUUCAUUUAUCAUAUUAAUCCGUAUUAAUUAUAAAUAUAUUAUCCAAUUGAUUUUUCUACGGUACUUAUUGCUUACCAUUUAAAGUAUUAUAUGUUUUAUUCGAUUCGAAAAAGAAAAAAUAAUAUUUAAUAAAUCUUAUAUAAAUCUCUCACAUAAAUCUCUGAAACGUAAUAUUCGUGUGAAAUUGUUAUCAAUUAAAUUGCAUUGUACAAAAUGUCAAAGAAAAUUUUAAUUUUAAUCAGGGAUAUUUUAUUCUCCAAAUUAUUCGCACAUUUUCUAUGCUUCAUUUAUGGAUCAAUAUUGCGAAUUGAAAAAUAUAAAACGUAUACGAAAAUUAAUCUUUAUAGAGAGGUUUUCCAAUUUCAUUCGUAUUAAAUUUUCAUUGCGAUGACUCUCGUGACACGAAAAUCAUUUCAAAUAUUUACCACAGUAAUUAAUAUUUGAGAAAAUGGAUCCUUUCAUUUAAAACAUAUAUCAGCGAAAAUCAAUCGUUCUUAUCAUAAAUGCUACAUUGAAAAUAGGUGCUGAUCGCUACUUGCGAUUCAUACAUUCCAUUAUUUCCUUCGUAUAAUAUAAUAUGUUGUAUAUAAAAAAAAUUUAAUAAUGGGUCAAAGAGAAAUAAGUGAGAAAAACAGUUGAUUGUAUUUUUUAUUUUACACGAAAUGAAUAUGUACAAAAUUUAUCUUUUAGCUGCUGAUGAAAUUUUUCUUAAAUCAAUUAAUGAUUAUAAUGAAUGAGAUGAAAAAUAAGAAAAACAAGAAAUAGAAUGUAAUCAAAGGUGGUUGCUAUUUAAAAAAAGUAUCCUUUAUGGAUUUCUUCACCAAGACUGAUGAACUACAUUAUUAGACCAUAGCACUUACGAAUCAGUUGUUUGUUUAGAAAAAGGAGUCGAAUAUUUACAUAUAAUAAAAUGUACCUUAUAACAUCUUAUAUAUAAUGUAUUGCGAAGGCUAUAUAUAAAAAGAAAGGAAAAAAAAAAUGAAUAGA
Polistes canadensis is the source of this 5636-nucleotide messenger RNA. It is a transcript of the gene scat, whose product is annotated as vacuolar protein sorting-associated protein 54. The record is from RefSeq and is a predicted model, not a curated record. Lineage: Eukaryota; Metazoa; Arthropoda; Insecta; Hymenoptera; Vespidae. Gene Ontology annotation, molecular function: syntaxin binding. The transcript has 13 exons. Gene Ontology annotation, cellular component: GARP complex. Gene Ontology annotation, biological process: retrograde transport, endosome to Golgi; Golgi to vacuole transport. Bases 310 to 3228 code for a protein of 972 amino acids.